UGGACUUGUAACAAAAUAAUAGUCAACAAAGCUUUUUUUAUAAAAACAAAUUGUUUGAAAAAAUACAAAUAUUAUAUCAAGCAACUUGAUAACUGAUGAAAAUGGAAUCAAGAAAAACACGUUUAUACUCUAAUUGCCAACCAACACAAAUGAGAAAACCAAAUAUUAAAAAUAUAUUAUUAUCAAGAUCUAAUGAAUUAUCAAAUACAUGUCCAUUCAUUUCAUUUUUUCAUGGACCAACUAAAUCAGAGUUUGCGUCUCAACCUGAAACACCUGUGACCAUUAAAUUAAUACCAAAAGAAAGUGAAACAAAAAAUACAGAAAUUCAAUGGCAACAUACAACUGAUAGUGUUGAACAAGAAAAUAUUGAAACGUCAGUUAAAAAUUCAUCAGAAUCACGUGUUAAAAAUCGUAAAACAACUCGCUCAAUUUUUAAACAAGCUCUUGAAGCAGUUGUUCAACAAGUUGAAUCAGAAAAAGCAAAAACAAAUAAUGUACCAAUUGUUAAUUCAUCAGUACCAUUAUUUUCACCAGACUCAUCAGUAUCACCAGCUCCAAGAUUUUGUUUAAAUGACAAGAUAAAUCAUCAAGAUGAAAAAAAUAAAACUGACUGCAGGAUGGAUUCAUCAACCACUACUAUUACAAAAAUGAAUUCUCAAUAUCCAAAGGCACAUGAACUAACAAAAGCUUCAAAAAUACUUGAUGAAAAUAAAAAUGAAGUUGAUGAUUUGAUAAAAAAAAUUUCAUGUGUAAUUAAUGACUAUCCUUCUGGUGUUUUUGAACAUCAAUUGCCAGUCUAUUACAAGCAGCGUUACAACGAAAAAUUAACAAAAUCUUGGGUCAAAUUGAUUGAUCAAAUGGAUCUCAAAAUGGAGCCUAGUGUUGGAUCAUUCAAUAUUAUAAUCAGAAAGUAGUUGGUGCCUCUG
Aphidius gifuensis is the source of this 926-nucleotide messenger RNA. RefSeq lists its product as uncharacterized. Lineage: Eukaryota; Metazoa; Arthropoda; Insecta; Hymenoptera; Braconidae. The record is from RefSeq and is a predicted model, not a curated record. Bases 96 to 914 code for a protein of 272 amino acids. The transcript is spliced from 3 exons.